Messenger RNA from Arachis ipaensis, 1704 nucleotides. The record is from RefSeq and is a predicted model, not a curated record. Lineage: Eukaryota; Viridiplantae; Streptophyta; Magnoliopsida; Fabales; Fabaceae.
AUGGAGGAUACCAAGUCUUUUACACUAUCACAUGGAGGCAAGGCAUCAUGGUUUGAUUGUCAUUGGAGGUUUUUGCCAAUAGACCACCCUUAUAGUCGCAAUAAGAAUGAUUUUCGGAAGAAUAAAAUAGAAAGUGAAGAGGCUCCUACCAGAUUAAGUGGUUUGGAGAUUUGGCAAAGGAAGGAUAACCUGGUUCGUCACUGUCUUGAUGUAAUGCACAUAGAGAAGAAUGUGCUUGAUAACAUAAUGAAUACUAUUAUGGACACUGAUAGAACUAGAGACAAUGAAAAGGCUAGGUUAGAUCUGGCUGAACUGUGCAAGCGUCCAGAUUUACAUUUGCGGCAUGUCGGUGAUAAUUGUUGGUCCAAACCUAAGGCAACUUAUACUUUAACUUCUGAACAGCAACAAGACGUGUAUAAGUGGGUGCAACAACUUAGAUUUCCAGAUGGUUAUGAAUCUAACCUUGCUAGAUGUGUUAUGGAGCAGAAUAUUCUCAUUAUCCUUUGCAAGUUAGAAAGGAUAUUUCCCCCGGGAUUCUUUAAUGUGAUGGAGCAUUUGCCAAUUCAUCUAGUAUAUGAGGCACGUGUGUGUGGACCUGUCCAAUAUAGGUGGAUGUAUCUGUUUGAAAGGGUGAUAGGAGCAUUCAAGCGAACAGUGAAAAAUAGAGCAAGGGUUGAAGGUUCGAUUUGUGAGGCUUUCUUGGCAAAGGAGACUUCAAGUUUUGUUUCUUUCUACUUUGAACCACAUAUCUUAUCAAGGCGAACCCGUGUGGGAAGAAAUGAUAACGGGGGAGACACAAUUAAAGCUUCUUUAUCAAUAUUUAAUAGACCUGGUCGCAAGGUUGGAAAAGCUAAAGAUCAUUGGUUAGACGAACGGGACAAGGCCGCAGCUCAUUUGCAUAUUCUACUCAAUGAAAGCAAAGUUAUCCCUUUCUAUAUGUUUUGGAAAGAAACUUGUCCUGGAGAAAGCGAUGACCGAUUUUUCCCUUGGUUUGCAUCAUAUGUUCAAAAUCAAUGCAACGAAAUUGUUGAUCCCGGUUUGCAAUCACUUUCUUGGGUUCCUUCAAACAAAGCAACAAGUUAUCCAAUUUAUAAAGUAAAUGGAUAUACAUUUCAUACUCUUGCAAGAACAAAAGGAAAGAAAAUCGAUAACACCGGUGUGUAUGUCAAAGGUGAUGCAGGUAAUGGGGAAAGUGAUUGGUUUGGAUUAUUAGAAGAUAUACUCGAGCUUGAAUACACUGGUGAUGACUCUAAUCGAGUUGUUUUGUUCAAAUGUCAAUGGUAUGAUCCAAGUCAUCCAAAUGGAACACGUAUUCAUAAUGACUACAAAAUAACUAAAGUCAACCAUAGCAAAAGAUAUCGCCACUAUGAUCCUUUCAUUGUCGCCCAAAAAGCUAAACAAGUUUACUUCUUACCUUAUCCUGGAAAUUACAAGUCUAUGUGGCAUAUUGUUGUAAAAACUAAACCAAGAGGUCGAAUUGAAACCAAUCAUGUACAUGUAGAUGAGGAUGAGGAUGAGAAUAAUGUAGCUUAUCAAGUGGAUGAGAGCAAUCCUUCUAGGAUUUCAGACACUGAGCCUCCUAUUAGUCUUAAGUCUCCAUUUGGAGAGGACCGCAUUGUCGAAUUAUCCAUCGGCUCUAGUUCUGGAGCUAAUAAAAAUGAAUAUGAUGAUGUUGCAGACUUUGAUGAUGAUAUCGAUUUUUAA